AUGGGCAAAGUCAAAAUCAGGAAGGGUGACAAGCCGGCCGCAAAAUCGAAUACCCAGGGCCUCCCGUUCAACACUGAUUUUGGUCAGCAUAUCCUGAAGAACCCCGGGAUCGUCAAUGCUAUCGUCGAAAAGAGUGCCAUCAAGAACAGCGACACGGUGCUCGAGGUCGGCCCAGGCACGGGAAACUUGACCGUAAAGAUGUUGGAACAAGCGAAAAAGUUAAUUGCGUUCGAGUUGGACCCGCGGAUGGUUUCUGAGUUGAAGAAGCGUGUGCUUGGGACUGCCGUUCAAAACAAGCUCGAGGUUCGACAGGGCGAUGUGAUGAAGCAGGAAUGGCCGUAUUUUGACGUGUGCGUGGCAAAUUUGCCGUAUCAGAUCUCGUCGCCUUUCGUGUUCAAGCUGCUUCUUCAGAGACCGCUACCAAGAUACGCAGUGCUCAUGUUCCAAAAGGAAUUUGCCGAGCGAUUGCUGGCAAAACCCGGCGAUGAGGAUUACUGUCGAUUGUCCGUGAAUGUACAGCUUUUAGCAAAAGUGGAGCACGUGAUGAAAGUGAAAAGGACUGAGUUCCGGCCGCCACCGCAGGUCGAUUCAGCCGUCGAAUGGGAAGGACUUUUGCGCAUCUGUUUCCUGCGAAAGAACAAAACGGUACUGGCCAUCGUGCGGAUAUCUAACGUCAAGGCGCAGCUCGAGCUCAAUUAUAGGAAAUUUAUGAAAAUGAGGGGAACGGAAAUUCCUGAAGAUCUCGACUUCUCAAAAAUGAUAGAAGAGACCAUCAUGAAUAGCGGGUUCGCCGAGAAACGAGCGAGGACCAUGAAAAUCGAAGAAUUCAUCCAGCUGCUCAUCAUCUUCAACAAGGCCGGUGUUCAUUUCCAUGCA
This is a messenger RNA of Mesorhabditis spiculigera, 876 nucleotides long. Lineage: Eukaryota; Metazoa; Nematoda; Chromadorea; Rhabditida; Rhabditidae. The record is from the annotation of a GenBank genome assembly.